AUGUCUCAAACCAACCUUGAUUCCGGAGCUCUCGAUGAGUUGAACUCCGUCGAGACUCGCAUCUUAUUCGACACCACCGACAAGCUUUCCUCACUUGGCAUUGGCAAGAUCGUGAACCUCCCCCAAAUCAUUGUCGUGGGGGACCAAUCAUCUGGAAAGUCAUCUGUGCUUGAAGCGAUCUCCCAUGUCAAGUUUCCCGUUAGCUCCGGCUUGUGCACACGUUUUGCCACGGAGCUGGUUCUCCGAAAUGGCACACAAAGACGCGUCAAGGCCACCAUUAGGUUCCACAACGAUGUUAGACCUGCACAGGUAAUUUGGGUCGACUUUUCUGAGGGAGAAGACAUUGGCAAAGUCGUUACCGCCGCCAAAGAGCAUAUGGGCCUCACGGAUUCCAACAGGGGAUUUUCCAAGGACGUUCUACGUCUGGAGGUCGAAGGCCCGAAUUUGUACCCUCUCACCCUGGUCGAUCUACCCGGAAUCUUCCACACCGCGACGGCAAAACAGUCGGCGGAGGGCAGAACAACUGUCAUGGAACUAGUAGAAAGUUACAUGGAAAAGAAAAACAGCAUCAUCCUCGCCGUCAUAUCAGCCAGUAAUCAGCUCGCCAACCAGAGAGUCCUAGAAGAGGCUGCGAAACACGACCCCACAAGGGAGCGUACACUUGGGGUCAUUACCAAGCCAGAUCUUCUCCAUCCAGGAUCUCCUGACGAGCUCGAGUAUCUCCAAGUGGUCAGAGGCCGCGAGGUGGUGCACAACUUGCAGCUGGGAUGGCAUGUGUUACGGAACCUUCCAGACUACGGCAAAUCCGAGGCAGAUCCUGACUCUCGGGACGUGGUCGAAAAAAAGUUCUUCGAAUCUGGGUCCUGGGCUUCCAUACCGGUGAUUCAUCGGGGCAUCUCUGCUCUACGAAAACGUCUCAGCCACAUUCUCCAUGAUCACAUCAAGAAAAGCCUUCCAGGUGUUCUUGGAGAAAUUCAGGAGAAGCUCAUUGAAAAUGAGGCCGAGCUCACACGCUUAGGGCAGGCCAGAUCCAGUCAUGCCAGCAUGAGAGCAUAUCUUGUGGACAUUGCAGGAGGCUUCGAGAGACUUGUUCGCGACGGCAUUCAGGGCCAUUACAAUGAUCCAUUCUUCGGCGGCUUUGAUGGCACUGAUCGGAAGUUACGGUCUCACCUACGAAAUUUCAAUCGAGCCAUUCGUCACAUCCUCAUUGUGAAAGGGUCAUCACAGAAAAUUUCCUCUGCCGUUCCUAUUCCCAAGAGACGGAAGUUCAUGCCUCUGCAUCUUGAAGAGUUCCUCGAAAAACAUCCAUACGACCUUCAGAUACCCGAAGCAAUUGCCUGGUCGGAGAUGGCCACUCAACUGGAGCGGCAAGCGGCUGCAAACCAAGGGACCGAGUUUCCCGGAUACGCCAAUACGGAUUUGAUUGUGCAGCUUUUUCGGAGACAGUCAAGGCCCUGGGAGGCUGUCGCUAGGCUACAUUUGAAAAAGGUUCUCGUUGUUGUAAAGGGCUUCGUAGAUCAGGCAUUUGAGCACAUCGCUGGACCCUUGGGAACUUGUAGUACCACUUCCAGCAUUCUGUCGACUUGCGUCGAUCCUUUUUUUGAUGCAAAAGAGGAGAUUAUCGAGAAUAAGCUGCGGGAGCUUCUUCGACCUGUCCAGCAAGGAUACGCGCUUCCUCUUGAUGCCGACUUCCAGGAAGCUAUGGACCGCAGAACUUCUGACCCUGAUCAUACGGGUACCGGAACUUCACACAGAUGCAAUGAGUUCGGAACCCAAUGGGCCAUAGAAACAAUGCAGACAUUCUACGACAUGGCGUUGCGCACAUUCACUGACAACCUGAUCAACCUGGCUUUGGAGAGCUGUCUCAUACAGGAGCUCCCAGGAAUCCUAACACCGAAGGAUGUCAACGAAAUGGAUGACACAAGGCUGGAGGAGCUCGCGGCCGAGUCGGAGGAGAUCCGGGCGCGGCGUACACAACUGCAGAGCGACAUUAAGCUACUCAAACAGGGCCUGGAUCAAUGCCGCCGAUACAGGCCCAGAGGCGUGACGAGUAAGUAA
Molecule: messenger RNA, 2058 nt
Organism: Colletotrichum godetiae
Lineage: Eukaryota; Fungi; Ascomycota; Sordariomycetes; Glomerellales; Glomerellaceae
Product: P-loop containing nucleoside triphosphate hydrolase protein
Exons: 3
Coding region: 1-2058 (685 amino acids)
Cellular component (GO): microtubule; cytoplasm; membrane
Molecular function (GO): GTP binding; GTPase activity; microtubule binding
Source: RefSeq, a predicted model, not a curated record